This is a messenger RNA of Varanus komodoensis (Komodo dragon), 1179 nucleotides long. It is a transcript of the gene ATP6V1G2, whose product is annotated as ATPase H+ transporting V1 subunit G2. Bases 78 to 434 code for a protein of 118 amino acids. Gene Ontology annotation, biological process: proton transmembrane transport. NCBI's taxonomy places the organism in Eukaryota, Metazoa, Chordata, Lepidosauria, Squamata, Varanidae. Gene Ontology annotation, molecular function: proton-transporting ATPase activity, rotational mechanism. The record is from RefSeq and is a predicted model, not a curated record. Gene Ontology annotation, cellular component: vacuolar proton-transporting V-type ATPase complex. The transcript has 4 exons.
AAACAGGAUGUAAAAGGAAAGAAGGUCACCUCUUGUUCAUUUCUACCCAGCAUCCCAAGAUUUCAGACAUUGGAACCAUGGCCAGCCAGACGCAGGGAAUUCAGCAGCUGCUGCAGGCAGAGAAAAGGGCUGCCGAGAAGGUGGCAGAGGCUCGAAAACGGAAGGCCCGGCGGCUGAAGCAGGCCAAGGAAGAAGCCCAGGCCGAAAUUGAGCAAUACCGCUUGGAGCGCGAGAGAGAGUUCCAGCAGAAGCAGCAAGCGGCACUGGGCUCACAGGGGAACUUGUCUGCUGAAGUGGAGGCCCAGACCCGCAAGAAGCUGCAGGCUAUGCAAGGAGGACAGAGCCGGGGCAAGGAUCGGGUCCUGCGUCAACUUCUCACCCUUGUUUGGGAUGUCCGGCCCCAAAUGCACCCCAAUUACCGCCUGGCCGUCUAGGGGAUCCAUAGAACCAGGCUGUACUUGCUACCUGAUUACCUAGCGGGCCUUACCAACUCAUAUCCUCCAUGAAUCCCUGAGCCCUACAGAUUUACCUGUACAUGCCCCCAAUCUCUCCCUAAAUAUCCCCUGAAUCCUACAGAUCUACUACAGAGCUGAACCACUUAAAGUUAUAUUUUACAUAUAGGAAGUUGUAUAUAAAUUGAUAAUAAUAACAACAACUUCUUCUGCUCCCAAAAACUUACAAGCAAGGGGGAAAUUGUCUUCACAGCUACCAUUUUUCUCUGAAAAUAUGACCAGGUCUUAUAUUAAUUUUUGCUCCAAAAGACACACUAGGGCUUAUUUUCAGGUGAUGCCUUCUUUUUCAUGAACAACCAUCUACAUUUAUUCAUGUAGAAAAAUGUACAUUUAUUCAUGUACAAAAAUCUACAUUUAUUCAAAUACAGUCAUGCCAUCUACUUCUGGAACAUUGUCAUACCUCUCCAAACCCCGAAUUGUGUUGCAACUAACGUACUAAGUGCAUCCAUCUAGCUGACGAUUUUAACUGGGGAAGAGCUUAUAUUACAAGCAUCCUGAAAAAUCAUGCUAGGGCUUAUUUUCCAGUUAGGUCUUAUUAUUGGGGAAACAGGGUAUUAAAGAUGCCCUGAGCACCCUCCCUAGAAAGAGAUGCCCCACCUGUAAAUCUGCAUCAGUGGGCUAGUUCUCAUCCAGCCCCAUUUCAUAGAAUCAAAGAAUAGUAAAGUUG